AUGCACAGACUUUCUACCAAUACAAAAAAUCUUGCUCAAAAUGUCUCCAUAUCGGAAUUCUUUAGGUCUCCUUCUAGAGAGCAGGAGAUUUCACCUAUUGCGCUACCUGAACAGCUCCUGCUUGAGAAUACUUCCUCAGGAAGCCCAUCAAUUGCUUCAGCAUUGAACUCAUCUUCUGGUCAGCUGUCGUACGGGAUGGCCUCCGAAAUUGGCCUUUUAUCUUGGGAACAAAUUAAUGCCGACUUCGCCAACUUUCAACCAAGUCUUGCAGCUGAUUUUUUGGGUGAUUUGGGACCACAAGAGGAAGCUCGGCCCCAUGAAGGCAUGCCUCCCGAAGUCCUACUCGAUACUGACGAUACCGAUGAUACUCCUCAGUUUGUUGGCACCACAGGAGAAUUUGAGCCCUGUCUAUUUGGGCACUAUCUAAGAGAUGUGUCUAGUCGCUUGCGUUUCAAAAAGCUCACCUUACAAUCUGUUCACCUCGGUCGCCUGCCUGCUCAUUUUAUGCUUACUUCACAGUCUCUGUAUUCACAGAGCCGUGAGGAGGCUGGCCUAGCAUCAAAGAUGGAUACAACAACAUCCAGAGAAGAAUUAGAAUCACUUGUCCCUAUAGAUAUUGGAGAACGCUUGAUACGUCUCUAUGAACGCUUCAUAGGUCCUCAAUAUCCCAUCUUUUCAACUCAGUGGCAUCCUUCGCCCAAAUCGUCACCUACAUAUCUAUUAGCAGCCAUCUACGCGAUUGCGCAGCCAUUUAUGCAAUUUGAUGAUGCAUUAACGUUGGACCUAGCAUAUGAUCCAUUACCAAAUUCGGCCUUAUUGCAGAUCUCGCUCAAAGAUUUAGAGUUUGAGAUAUAUGGCCCGACUCUUCCUGUUGUUCAAACUUUCAUAUUACUACUUGCGCGCCCCACUCCCCAUCAUCUUAUAUCUGAUUCAUCCUUCAGGUACUACGCAGCGGCGUAG
Molecule: messenger RNA, 960 nt
Organism: Trichoderma virens Gv29-8
Lineage: Eukaryota; Fungi; Ascomycota; Sordariomycetes; Hypocreales; Hypocreaceae
Exons: 2
Coding region: 1-960 (319 amino acids)
Source: RefSeq, a predicted model, not a curated record